This is a messenger RNA of Penicillium canescens, 1134 nucleotides long. RefSeq lists its product as uncharacterized. The transcript has a single exon. Gene Ontology annotation, cellular component: cytoplasm. Gene Ontology annotation, molecular function: tryptophan synthase activity. The record is from RefSeq and is a predicted model, not a curated record. Lineage: Eukaryota; Fungi; Ascomycota; Eurotiomycetes; Eurotiales; Aspergillaceae. Bases 1 to 1134 code for a protein of 377 amino acids. Gene Ontology annotation, biological process: L-tryptophan biosynthetic process.
AUGGACCAGUGUCAAUCUUCAUACGAGGACAAAAUCAUUAUCAGUGGUCGAUUUGGUGGCUUUGGAGGUCGUUACGCACCCGAGAGCCAGAUUGAAUUUCUACAAAAUCUCACAACUUUGUUCCAGAACUCCUUGGAUGAAGUUGAGUUCUGGAAUGAAUACUGGACCUUCUUGCCAAACGAGCCGAGCCCCUUGCAUCGGGCUCCUGCGUUGACGCAGUUGGCGGGGGGUGGCGAUGUCUGGCUCAAACGCGAAGACCUUAAUGGCUACACAAGUCCGAGCAGAUACAACAUUGUUGGCCAGAUCCUGUUGGCGCGUAGGAUGAACAAAACAGAGAUUAUCACCGCUUGUACGUCCAUGUAUCAUGGGAUUGAGUGCGCUACUUUGUGUGCGACAUUGGGAAUGGCCUGCAGCAUCUACAUGGGCGCAAAAGAUGCCCUUAGUGGGCAUGCCGAGAUCCAAGAAAUGAAAAGAAUGGGCGCCACAGUGAUCAUAGUCAACAAAGGCAACAUGUCACUUCGUGAGGCCAGGGGCGAAGCCCUACAAUCUUCCACGGUUCGCUUCAAAAUCGCCUUCUAUGUUUCAAUAUCCGAUAUUGGGCCACAUCCAUAUCCAUGGAUUGUUCGCACUUUUCAGUCCAUCAUUGGGAGCCAAGCAAUGAGUCAAUUGGGAGAGUCUUGUGGAAAGUUUCCAACUUGGGUUGCUGCGCCGAUCACGGGAAAUGGUACAGCAGUUGGAUUUUUCUAUCCUUUUUCGAGAUAUAGCUCCGUCAAGCUUCUUGCAGUGGAAGCUUUUGGCGCGGCAGCGCUCUGCUUUGGAUCCCAUGGGGUGUACAGUGGAGCUUUUACGAACGUCAUACAGAAUGAUGAUGGCCAAAUCCUUCAGAUCGACACACUAUCACCGGAAAUGAACUCUCCUGCGAGCGGGCCAGAGCUUUCCCGCUGGAAACAAGAUGGUCAACUCAAGUGCGCAUUCGCAACAAGGGAAGAGGCGCUGGAAGGACAGCGAAUAUUGGAGGAUACCGAGGGUAUUCCAGCGGGACUUGACACGGCGCACGCGAUUCAGAACGUAAUAAAUACCGCGCAAAAGUUGGAUAACGAUGAAUUUAUUCUAGUUCUAGUCAGUGGACCUUGA